Messenger RNA from Nerophis lumbriciformis (worm pipefish), 849 nucleotides. RefSeq names its product peptidyl-prolyl cis-trans isomerase FKBP14-like. Gene Ontology annotation, molecular function: peptidyl-prolyl cis-trans isomerase activity; calcium ion binding. The record is from RefSeq and is a predicted model, not a curated record. Lineage: Eukaryota; Metazoa; Chordata; Actinopteri; Syngnathiformes; Syngnathidae.
AUGGCGCGUCACUGCCACGUAGAAAACGUGUACGCGCUUUUAAACUACUGAACAUAACACGUAUACUUUAUUUUUACACAGCACGUUUUGAGUCCGGUGUUCGGUAAUAAGACGCCAUGCUGCUGUCGGUGUUGAGCUGGCUCUGUUCCGCCCUCAUGGCGGACGUCUACGGCGGAACACUGGCCGAAGCCGAGGUGAAGAUAGAAGUUCUGCACAAACCUUUCCUGUGUCGCCGUCAGUCCAAAUAUGGAGACAUGCUGCUCGUCCACCAUCAAGUAUACUUUGAGAAUGGAACCUUGUUUCAUGACAGUCGCGCUAACUCUGCUGAUGGCGACAAACACGCCAUGUGGUUCACGUUGGGCAUCAGGGAGGCGGUCGCAGGCUGGGACAAAGGCCUGCAGAGCAUGUGUGCUGGAGAGAAGAGGAAGCUGACCAUACCUCCUGCCCUCGCUUUUGGGAAAGAAGGCAACGGUAAAAUCCCUCCUGAAAGCACUCUGAUCUUCAUGGUCGAGCUGCUGGAGAUCAGAAACGGGCCCAGGUCGCACGAGUCCUUCCAGGAGAUGGACCUGAACGACGACUGGAGGCUUUCCAAAACUGAGGUGAAAGAAUACCUGAGGAAGGAGUUUGAGCGCCACGGCUACCCUCCCAACGACACCGUGCACGAGAACAUGGUGGCGGACAUUUUUGCCAAGGAAGACGAGAACAAAGACGGCUUCAUAUCCUCCAGGGAGUUCACUUACAAACACGAUGAACUUUAAUCACGCGUUUUUGCCAGCUCAUCCGGAUGUUUUUGGCGGCCCCAACAAGAAAUUUCAAAGUCGACUUAAAAGCGCUCCCUUAAAAAAUAUU